UGGUUAUUUCGAGCCAAAGCUAAUGCAAUGCCAACAAACUAGAAUUGUGACACAAUUACGAGCACGCUACAAACUUUAGAAUAGCUCUAAAAAUAAUCCGACUGCAUAUAAUGGCCUACUAAUUCAAAUUAACAUGGUCAAUGUGGCUUAACACCUAAAUAAAAAGCUAUUGCUCGAUGAAACUAAAACGCUUUACAUUUUUAUUUUUGCAUAAAUAAACGUGUGUAGCAAUGAAUGUGAAAUUAAAAUGGCUUCCAUGCUUCAUUAUAAUAAAUUGUGUGCUUUGCAUCCGAGGAGAGAGAACUAUAGGAGCAAUUUUUGAUGAUGGAAGUUUUUUAUACGAAGCAGCGUUUAAUGUAGCCAUUGACACAGUAUCAGAAAAUGAAGAUAAUAAAUUUGUAGCAAAUGUUAUAAAAACUUCUCCAGGAGAUAUUCUUGAAGCAGAAAAUGCUAUGUGUAAUAUUCUUGAGAGUUCUACAUUUGCAAUAUUUGGACCUACAGUUAAGACAACUGUGCAACAUAUACAGAAUAUUGCAGAUUUUAUGGAAAUUCCACAAAUAAUUACCGAGCCUAUCGAAACACAAAAUCGAAAUUGGUCCGCAGUUAAUUUAUACCCUCAUCAUGUCGCUUAUUCAAAGAUUUUUGCAGAUAUUAUAGUAAUGAAAGGUUGGACAGAUUUCACAAUCAUUUAUGAAGGUUCCGAGCAUUUGCCUAACUUGGAUAGCGUAUUCGCUAUUCAAGAUUUAAUUUCUGGAGAAGAUGUUUCAAUGACUGUUGUACAACUACCUGACAGUGAUGACUUCAGAUCGCAGCUCAAAACAAUAAAAUCUUCAGGAUCACUCAAUUAUUUGGUAAAUUGUGGAACAGAUAAAUUGACUCAAUUCUUGGAACAAGCUCAACAAGUUGGAAUUAUGUCUGAUGAUCAUAGCUAUAUUAUAAUGGAUCCUGACUUUCAAACCAUUGAUAUUAAUCCUUAUAAACAUGGUGGUUCUAAUAUUACAGGAAUUAGGUUUUUCGAUCCGGAAUUGAAAUAUAUUCAGAAUUUUAUAUCUACUUUAAAUGAGAAGUUAAAAACGCUUUCAGAAGGAAAAAUUGAAAAUGAAAUUAGUGAAAACGGUCUUAAUUUUAAGUUGGCGUUAGUUUAUGAUUCAGUAAUGUUAUACACUUCAGCCAUAGCGGAAAUGGGUUUGGAGGAAAGCGCCAAUUUUACUUGUGACAGUGGUGAGACUUGGACGUUCGGCUCCACUGUUAUAAAUUACGUUAGAACUACGGAAGUUGAUGGUUUGACUGGAACUAUUAAAUUCGAUAAUGAAGGUGUUCGUUCUGAAAUAGAGGUUGAUGUAUUGGAAGUCAUGGCCCAUGGUUUGGAAAAGGUUGGAACAUGGACGACAGAAGAUGGUUUUACUGAAUCCAGAAAAGUAAUACCAGCAAUUGAAAAAGAAGGAAGUGAUUCUAUGAAAGGAAAACAUUUUAUUGUUUUAACUGCGUUGAGUGCUCCGUAUGGUAUGCUUAAAGAAUCCUCCGUAACACUAGAAGGCAAUCAACGCUACGAAGGUUUCGGUAUAGAAAUAAUUGAAGAACUAGCCAAGAUGAACGAAUUUAAUUAUACGUUUGAAAUCCAAGCCGAUGGUGUUUAUGGUUCAUAUGACGCUAAAAUUGGUAAAUGGACUGGGAUGAUGGAGAAAAUAAUGGACGGUAAAGCUCAUUUCGCUAUAACUGAUCUGACUAUAACAGCAGCACGACAAAAAGUGGUCGAUUUUACCAGUCCAUUUAUGAAUUUGGGUAUAACAAUAUUAUACAAAAAACCAACGAAACAACCCCCCGAUUUGUUUUCUUUCAUUUCUCCGUUUUCAUAUGCGGUUUGGGGUUAUUUAGCUGGGGCUUACGUGGGUGUAUCAGUAUUACUUUUCUUACUUGGUCGAUUCGCUCCGGAGGAGUGGCAGAAUCCAUACCCCUGCAUAGAAGAGCCGGAAACAUUGGAUAAUCAAUUUACAUUAGCUAAUUCUUUUUGGUUCACACUAGGAAGUGUACUUACACAAGGAUCUGAAAUCGCACCUAUCGCAGUUUCAACAAGAUUGGCAGGAAGCAUGUGGUGGUUUUUUACCCUUAUUAUGGUAUCAUCAUACACAGCCAACCUUGCUGCAUUUUUGACUGUUGAGUCAAAAUUUUAUGCAAUAAAAAGUGUAUCUGAUUUAGCGAACAAUCCAUAUGACAUAACUUAUGGUGCAAAGAAAGGAGGUGCAACAUUUGGUUUCUUCAAGGAAUCAGACAAUAUACUAUAUCAAAAAAUGUAUCAUUAUAUGGAAGACCACCCAGAAUUAAUGACGCAAACAAAUGAAAUAGGCCUUGAAAGAGUAAAAUCUACGACUGAAAAUUACGCAUUUCUCAUGGAGUCAACAUCUAUCGAAUAUAUGGUAGAGAGAAAUUGUGAUGUUGCUCAAGUUGGAGGGCUUUUAGACAGCAAAGGAUAUGGCAUAGCAAUGAAAAAAAAUUCGCCAUAUAGGCAACCAAUGAGUGAGUCUAUAUUGCAGUUACAAGAACAAGGAAAAAUAACAAGAAUGAAAGAUAAGUGGUGGAAGGAGAAGAGAGGAGGCGGUGCAUGUGCGGAUGACGAUGCAAGUAGCGGUGAUGCUCAACCAUUAGUAUUAGCGAAUGUGGGUGGUGUGUUCAUCGUGCUCGCAGCUGGUUCAGGCUUAGCCGUCGUUUGCGCCUUCAUAGAAAUGAUCGUUGAUGUGUGGAUGAUCUCGCAUAGAGUAAAGGUACCAUUCAAAGAUGAACUAAUCGCCGAAUUAAAGUUCAUAUUUAGCUUUAGCGGUGACGUGAAACCGGUACGUCAUAGAGAACCGUCUGGUAGUGGAUCCAAGGGUUCUAAAAAAGAGGAAGACCAGGAAGAAGAUGAUGUAGAAUCAACUAGAGAAGACGAGAGGUUUGACGCACCAACGCCACAUUCAGAGAGGUCCAGCCACUCUCAUCAUACCCUUCAUAGUAGGCGACAGAGUAAUGCGGUUCAGAUGGCGAAAAUGCGUAAAUACAGCAGACAAUUAUCAAACACGACAAAAUAGCCUAUAAUUUUUAACUGACUUCAAAAAAGGAGGAGGUUACUUAAUACGACCGACAGUAAAAAUAUUUUAAAUUAUUACGAUUUUUAACAGCCUCACAAAUUUUGGAAAUUUAUCGUAGAAUGCGCAGAUCCUUAUAUAUAAUUUCCCUAUUAUAUCCCAAGCAACGAUUUAUUUUAAAACCAAUUUUAGUUCAGUUUAAUUGUUAUUCGUUAGUUUUAGUACUAUUACUGUGAGUUGAAACUUUUUUAGUAGAAAAUACAUAUGAUAUUACCGACCCAGACAAAACAAAUAAUUUCUAAUCAAAAAAUUAAAAAAGAAUGCCAUCCUGUGAAAAAAGAGAAGUAAUGAUUGAAUGAAGUGAUAUUAAUAAAACUAAACGUAUACAACCUAGAAAAUGAAACUUGGUAGCUGCAAUAAAAUUAAUAAGACUUAUAAAAAGACACGAGAUAUAAUGUAAUAAGUUUGCGGAGCAAUUUGUUCUGCUAAUGGAAGCUCGGUGAAAGAUGGUGGUUGUGGUCACUGAGGUCGGUGUCCAUUUCGCGACGGACACUGAAAUAAUGAUCGUAUAUAUCAUUCAAUGCUAUGCAGAUUUAUAGAUGUAUAUGAGACGGUCAACUUUGUAGAUUUAAUUAAAGAAAAUAUAAUAAUGAUUUGUA
This is a messenger RNA of Melitaea cinxia (Glanville fritillary), 3718 nucleotides long. RefSeq names its product glutamate receptor ionotropic, kainate 2-like. Gene Ontology annotation, cellular component: postsynaptic membrane; plasma membrane. Lineage: Eukaryota; Metazoa; Arthropoda; Insecta; Lepidoptera; Nymphalidae. Gene Ontology annotation, biological process: monoatomic ion transport; modulation of chemical synaptic transmission; synaptic transmission, glutamatergic. The transcript has 17 exons. The coding region runs from base 231 to 3062 and encodes 943 amino acids. Gene Ontology annotation, molecular function: transmitter-gated monoatomic ion channel activity involved in regulation of postsynaptic membrane potential; glutamate-gated receptor activity. The record is from RefSeq and is a predicted model, not a curated record.